This is a messenger RNA of Sitophilus oryzae (rice weevil), 351 nucleotides long. RefSeq lists its product as uncharacterized. Bases 1 to 351 code for a protein of 116 amino acids. Lineage: Eukaryota; Metazoa; Arthropoda; Insecta; Coleoptera; Curculionidae. The transcript has a single exon. The record is from RefSeq and is a predicted model, not a curated record.
AUGAAAACCAAUCAAACGGACAAGCUCUUGAAUAAAAUUGAUAUAGAAAAAUGGCGCAACUACUAUGCAGAAUUACUAACAGAAAACCGACCAGAAUUCCAAUCUGCAGAAAAGGAAGACAACCUUGCGGGCACUUUAACGAUCAGCGAAAGAGAAGUACAUCUAAGUCUCAAAAAAAUGAAAACUGGACGGUCACCAGGUCCUGGUAACAUUGCAGUAGAAUUGUUAAAGUGUGGGACCGAGAAAUUGCGCUGGCGCCUGGCAGAGCUGUUCAACCAGUGCUGUCUGCAAAAUAAACUACCCCAAGAAUGGAGAGUGGCUUAUAUAGUGUCUUUAGAGUGGCUUAUAUAA